This is a messenger RNA of Anastrepha ludens (Mexican fruit fly), 2587 nucleotides long. RefSeq lists its product as uncharacterized. Gene Ontology annotation, molecular function: mRNA binding. The coding region runs from base 236 to 1324 and encodes 362 amino acids. Gene Ontology annotation, cellular component: nucleus. The transcript is spliced from 5 exons. NCBI's taxonomy places the organism in Eukaryota, Metazoa, Arthropoda, Insecta, Diptera, Tephritidae. The record is from RefSeq and is a predicted model, not a curated record. Gene Ontology annotation, biological process: regulation of alternative mRNA splicing, via spliceosome.
GCCGUUUCAAGGGGAGGAAAAUUAAUAAAAGACUUGACAGGUAUUUAGUCUGCCUGCAGCAUAUAUGCCGUUGUCUAAUUGUUUUAAAUUAUUGUGUUAUUCGUGCUAAACAAGGGAACAUAGCUUCUAUAGAUCACAAUUUAUGUAGAUGUACUGACAUAAGCAUAAGGGUAAAGUAACUGCGUUAAGUUUUAUUGUCGAAAUAUUGUACGCGAUUGUAAGGGGUAGCAACGGUAUGGCGGAAAAUGGCAUGCGUGUUGGAGGCGUCAGUGGUGCUGAUGUUGGCGACUACAGUAAUGGUAAUCAUGAACAUGACUUAGGUCAGGAAAAUAUAAAAAAUACACCGCGUUUAAACGAAACUGCUCAAAAGUACAUGCAGGAAUUACUAGCUGAGCGAUCGCGAAUGGAGAAUCAUUUUCCCUUGGCUGUCAAGUUGAUCGAUGAAGCACUCGAACGUAUUCAGCUAAACGGCCGCAUUCCCACGCGCGAACAAUAUGCAGAUGUUUAUCAACAAAGGACUAUUCGACUUUCCCAAAAGGUGCACGUUCCAAUUAAAGAUAAAAAGUUUAAUUAUGUUGGAAAAUUACUUGGGCCAAAAGGAAAUUCACUGCGACGUCUUCAAGAGGAGACACAAUGUAAGAUUGUCAUACUCGGUCGUUUCUCAAUGAAAGAUCGAGUGCGUGAAGAGGAGUUGCGAAACUCAGCUGAUGCCAAAUAUGCCCAUCUUAAUUUGCCAUUACAUGUUGAAGUGUCAACUGUUGCCCCACCAGCUGAAGCGUAUGCUCGCAUUGCAUAUGCUUUAGCAGAAAUUCGACGUUAUUUGAUACCAGACAAACACGAUGACAUACGGCAAGAGCAGUUUCGCGAACUGAUGGAGGAUCCCGAAGCCGCUAAGAAAAUUACUAUACGUCAACAGCAACAGCAGCAGCAACAACAACAAAACAAUGCUCAUUCAGUUGGCGGCAAUAACAAUAACUCGAAUCAUCGCCCAGGAGGGCCGGCAGGAGGAAGUGGCAUGUACAGGCCUAAAUACCAGCAGCAGUCUCAUAAUUACCAUUAUAAUGAUGAGGCCGUUUACUACCGAUCACAUAACAACUCUUACCAUCAACCAAAACCUUAUGUGCCAGCUACCCAACGCUCAAACCUAAUGCACUCCUCAAUGCCGCCACAAGCUAUUGUAAACGCUUCACCAUCGGGAUUGAUACCAAAUACAUCAAAUUAUAGUGGGCGUGGAUCGGUUAUUAAUAGCGGUGUACCAUCCAAUAACGUAAACAAUUUACGAUAUCGUUCGUCAUUGCCGCCUUAUCAAUUUGUAAAGAAAUAAUGGAUUUACUUUACGUUACUUUGUUUUCCAUAUUUCCUAUGUAAUCAUGCACUUGCAUACAUAUAUAUACAUACAAACAUGCAUACAUUCGUUUGUUUACCCCUAUAAUGUUAGCAUUUCGGCUGGCUGAUGUUUAAUUUGUUAACUAGUGUACUGGUUGCGUUAUAUAGGCGUAGUUAUAUUAUUAUAUAUACAAUACAUAAACACACAUCUACAUAAACACAUACAAAUACCCAUUAAUACAUAUUUAUGGACAUAAAGUUUUGCGUGUACAGAGAAAGUGUACCGUAAUGCACAUACAUAUUUAUGCGUAGCCUUAAAAAAAACUUUUUUUUUAAUAAUUUUUCUUGAGUUUGUUCAAGAACAUUUUUUGUUUUAUUUUUUUUUGUGUCUCGAAAGACUCAAAAACUUGUUUGUCUAUUUUCAUUUUUUUAUUAUCUAAACGCGAGAACUGGUGGUAAAGAACAUAUAACACUGAAGCUAAAACUGCAUGAAGCUCUAAAAGAGAAUUAUUUAUCCAAAUAUACUAUGCAUACGGUUUUCUUAUUCUUAUUGAUGGUUGAUUUUCUUUACACUUGAGUUGCUUUACGUCCAUUCAAAAGCGAUAUGUAUUACAUAGUAAAUAAAAAGACAAGGGAAUAAAUUACUAAGAAUGCGCCAAAAACCUGCAAAUAUGGUAAAUAUCUUUAAAUAUGUGUUUAUUCUACUGUGAGCACAUCGUUUAUGCGUUGACGCAAUUCAACUUAUAUUUUUGGAAAAAAUUGUAAUUUUUAUAAUCGUUUUUGCUGUUAACAGCUGAUAAUAAAAUACUUUUAAUUAUAUAUGAUCUAACUUUGAAGUUUGUUACAUUUGUUUUAAACGGAAAAACUUUCUAUUCGUUUAUUAAAAAUUAUUUGAAUAUCGAUUAUAUUAUAUUAUUAAUAUUUGUAAACUAAAUAAAAAAUAUAUUUAUAUAUUAACAUGUGGCAAAUAGAUUACAAACUAAGCAGAUAUAGAACACAACUUCAAAUACAAAUUUAUGCCUCAGAAUGUUUAUAAAACGAUAAAGGCUGUGGCAAAGAUAUAUGGACAACUAUUGUUUAUAUAUAAAUAAGAAGCCAAGGUUUCUGAGCGCGUAAAUUUGACAGAUUGCCACGGUUAUAUACAUACAUACACAUAUAAAUAUAUACAUAUAAAAUACAUAUAUGAGAAUGCCUCUGUAAAGAAAUAAAAUAAUACACAAUUGACUUAAAUAAAAAAAUAAAAAUUUCAAGUUUAAUUAGA